Molecule: messenger RNA, 1344 nt
Organism: Sipha flava (yellow sugarcane aphid)
Lineage: Eukaryota; Metazoa; Arthropoda; Insecta; Hemiptera; Aphididae
Gene: Cpr66D
Product: cuticle protein 19.8
Exons: 5
Coding region: 138-1094 (318 amino acids)
Cellular component (GO): extracellular matrix
Source: RefSeq, a predicted model, not a curated record
CCGCCGAUGGGCCAUUCACUUACCUGCGUCUACCGCCGCGUAUUACGAUAUAUUAUGCGCGUGUUCGUCUGAUACUACGCGAGCAAGAGCUUUUCCUCUCGCCCCAUUCAGUUGCAAACCGCGCCGGUCCAGUCGAAAUGAUCGCACAGUGUUUCCUAGUGGUCGCUAUCGCAGCAGUUGCGAUAUCCGUGCCAGUCACCCAGGAAGAGUACGCCCGGUACAUAGCUCAACAGCAGACCCAGAGGUUGGAAGACAAACAACCAGAAAAAGGUCAAUCCAAUCGCAGACCGGUGCUGUUUCAAGUCAUCCCAUCCGGCAACGGCGCUUACCCACAACCGGCGGCCGCACGGCCCGCUUAUCAACAGCCCGCUGCGUACCAGCCUCAAGCCGCUGCGCCGCAACCGUUAGCCUAUCAGCCGCAGCCCGCCUACCAGCAGUCAUAUCAGUCCCCGCAGUCCUAUCAGCAGCCGGAAGAGUACCAACAACCGGAACAACAGUAUCAGCCGGCCGUCCGGCCGCAAGCACCGCGUCCUAAGGGUGUACCCAGACCUAAGACAUCUAACAGGCCUGAAAAACCGGAGGACGAAGAAAAUGACAACAACCCAAAUGCUCAGUAUCAAUUUUCGUUCGACAUCAGUGAUGACGAGUCAACAAACUACCACAACCGCAAAGAACAAAGAGACGGUGAAAAGAUUUCCGGCAGUUACAGCGUUGUAGAUUCAGAUGGAUUUAUCCGUACAGUUACAUACACUGCUGAUCCCGAAGAGGGUUUCAAAGCUGAAGUUAGCCGAGAACCAACUAAUAUCCAAGUAAAGAUUCCCUCUCCAGCACCACAACAAGCAUCGCCAGCACCGCAAUACAGAUUGCCGGAAAGAAAAGCUCAGCCUCAAUACAUUACAGUUCAAGCCAGUGAACCAGAAGCUGCUGAACAACCAGCUGAUCCGAUUUCCGGUUAUUAUCGCCCUGUGCCACAACAGGUCAAGGCACCAGCUCACCGAUUCGCACCUAGACCUCAACAAGCCGGCAAAGCAAACGCUUUGGGUUAUGCUACCGCACCAACUAAUUCACCCAUCAUCUACCAGGCAUAUCAGUAGUUAAAUAUUCACAAGGGUUUGCCUAUAUUUGGAACACACGAGCCUCAGCAUCCCAUCCGCAAUCAGCCAUCAACCCGUUCUCGCUAGGACUAAUGUCAAGGCCAUAAACGAAGUCGGAAUGGUUUUGGUGACUCUGGCGCGGUUCCGAUGAUGUACUGUAAUCCCAUAUCCUAUAAGAUAAUGUAGCAGUGUUUCAUUUUUUUUUCAUUUUUUAAAUUUAUAGUUAUAUUAUAAUCUUUUAAAAAUAAAA